Molecule: messenger RNA, 2262 nt
Organism: Loxodonta africana (African savanna elephant)
Lineage: Eukaryota; Metazoa; Chordata; Mammalia; Proboscidea; Elephantidae
Gene: SH3BGRL2
Product: SH3 domain binding glutamate rich protein like 2
Exons: 4
Coding region: 106-429 (107 amino acids)
Cellular component (GO): cytoplasm
Source: RefSeq, a predicted model, not a curated record
GUGUGCUCUGCCGGGCGGUGGCGGCUCUGAGCCGGGUUCUGCUUCUGUGUCCGCACCAGCCCGAAGCCCCCGGGGGCAGAGGGUCGUCCGGGGCGCGGCAAAAGGAUGGUCAUCCGCGUGUUCAUCGCCUCCUCCUCCGGCUUCGUAGCGAUAAAGAAGAAGCAGCAGGAUGUGGUUAGGUUUCUGGAAGCCAACAAGAUAGAGUUUGAGGAGGUGGACAUCACAAUGUCAGAAGAACAGAGGCAAUGGAUGUACAAAAAUAUCCCCCCAGAAAAGAAACCUGCUCAGGGCAACCCUCUGCCCCCUCAGAUAUUUAAUGGUGACCGAUACUGUGGCGAUUAUGACACUUUUUUUGAAUCAAAGGAAAGCAACACAGUCUUCUCAUUCUUAGGCCUGAAACCUCGGUUGGCAUCUACGGCAGAACCUUAGGGAGGAAAAUAGAAGAUGAGGAAGAUGCAUUGUGAAGCGCCUCCUGGUACACAGCACAUACCUGCUUGCGUAAUGCAUCACUGAUAAGAGCCACAUGUAUCAUGCGGAACUUUGCUUGCCACUGAAAAGGUGUUUUUGGAAGACAUGGGUGUAACGGGGAUUGCACGAUUGCUUUAAACCAAAUCAGGACUGUGGUGGGUUUUUUUUUCUUAUUUUCCGAUUUGCCUGCAGUUGCCUCAGUCACCUGGAGGCACUGUCCCCUGUUAUGGAUGUGCUUCCUUAAUGACUGAGAAGAGAAAUGGGUGGUACCAUCAGAGAGAAAAUGCUGGAUCUGCCCUGGGUAAUAAACAGUAGAUGCCAGUGUUGAUCAAACCCAUUUGUCCAAACUGCCUGGGUUGCAUCCUUAUCCUUGAAAUAGUCUGUCAGGCUAUUAGAAUCUUCUGGUCAGAACAACAACAGAAAAGCAAUAUUGGUUGAUAAAGGGCAUCGAAGAUUUUUACUGUAGAAUCACAAACGUCACUGUUCGAGUGCUUUGUAAUAACAUCUAUGGGAAAAGUUAGAUGCUUUAGCUUUCUUUUUAUAACGGAAACUCUUACCCCUAUAAAUCUUCCAAGCUCCUGUAGAUGUUUCCAGAAAUCUCUGUUGCAACAACGUGUGAGCAGAACCAAGUUACAGGGAUGAAAAUAAUUGCUAUUUUGGAAAAUGUAUGCUUCCUUAUCCCUUUGCAAGGAAAAAGUUUCACCUAAAUGCAUAAGACUGCUUGGAAGAUAUAUUUUAAGAGGUGCACUAAUUACGUAGUAAAUUUAUACAAAAAUUGCCUGACUAGCAUCCGUAGGCUUUUUAGCUCUAGCAAAAUUAUAUGUAAGUGCACGUAUAUUUUUACAUGCAGCUCCCCUAACAGCAGCUGCUAAUUCUAUUUUGUAAAGGGAUUAUAUUUUUUUUGAGAAAGGACGACCUCAGUUAUAUAUAUUUUGUGAACACUUGUUGGGGCAUAUUAAAAGAUACCAAUAUUGCUAUACAAUUUAAAUUUUUUCCUGUGUGACUUUUCCUCAUUCUUCUAACUUUGCUUUCAUCAUAUUUCUGGCCCAAGCAUAGUCUCAGCUUUGUCCAGAGUAUUGUAGGCAAAUGCUGUCAUUCCAGAUAUGAACACUUGAGUUUUCAGAGCAGCAUAUUCAGGAAAGGGCCAGUGGGCUGUCUAGAGAGUAACUGAAUUGUAUUUGGCAUGCAAAAUCUCUACUGCCACUGGAGUGGAUGCUGAUCAAAACAGAAUAUGUUGACUUCAUUAGGGCAGAGGCUAUUUUUCUGCAUUUUUGUCCCCACACCAGGGAAGCUUGCAUAUUUUAGACUAUUUAAUUGCCAAAUGUGAGAACAGCCUUGGCUAGGAUAAGCUCUCAAAGGGCUGCCUAAAAUAUUCUGCUAUUCCCAGCACCCUGGUGCUGGACCCGAUGCUAAGAUUUUGAGCAGGAAGUUAAUAAGAAAUUGAAAGAGCAGAAGAAUUAAAGCCCUGUCUCCUCCCCUGUGACUUGCUAAAUGUGGACUAUUCUAAAGAACUUGUUGAAUGAUGAAGCUGAAAUCCCAACCUGGGAUUUGUAGCCCAAGACCACAGCCAGAAGAAAACCACAACACAGAUUUCUACUCAGCUGGACCAGGCACGUGCUCCGUGAUCCAGGAUUUUCUCUCCAAGGAAAGCUCUUGUCAAAUAUGGGUAUUACUGGUGAAUUGGCAUUAAAUAAGACCCAGGUCAAAUCCCAUCUGAUAAAUCCCAGGGACUAAUCAGGAAUGACUGUGUUUUUGAACUAGAUGUUGUAUUUAGUAUGUGGGUUCUCUGAUAAG